Molecule: messenger RNA, 1425 nt
Organism: Dipodomys ordii (Ord's kangaroo rat)
Lineage: Eukaryota; Metazoa; Chordata; Mammalia; Rodentia; Heteromyidae
Gene: Fam81a
Product: family with sequence similarity 81, member A
Exons: 8
Coding region: 87-1184 (365 amino acids)
Source: RefSeq, a predicted model, not a curated record
AUGUGAAUUCUUAAAAAGAAAAUGGCCAGACGGAACACUGCGCUUCCUACUCGAGUCACUGAGGAAAGGUAGAAUAUUUGGAAAAUAUGCAUCUAAGGCGUGUGAGAACCAUGCCGAGACACAGCCAGUCCCUCUCCAUGGCUCCCUACCCGUCGGUGAGCCUGGUGGAGCAGCUGGAGGACCGGAUCCUGUGCCACGAGAAGACCACGGCCGCCCUGGUGGAGCACGCCUUCCGGAUUAAAGAUGACAUCGUCAGCAGCCUGCAGAAAAUGCAGAACAAAGGUGGCGGCGACCGGCUGGCCAGACUCUUCCUGGAGGAGCACAUCAGAAACAUAACCGCCAUCGUGAAGCAGCUCAACCGGGAUAUCGAGGUCCUCCAGGAACAGAUCCGAGCCAGGGACAAUAUUAGCUAUGGAACGAAUUCUGCCUUAAAGACCCUGGAGCUGCGCCAGCUGUCGGGUUUGGGAGAUCUCCGGGGAAGAGUGGCACGGUGUGAUGCCAGCAUAGCUAGACUUUCAGCCGAACACAAGACCACCUACGAAGGUCUCCAGCAUUUGAACAAGGAGCAACAAGCUGCCAAACUGAUCUUGGAAACGAAAAUCAAAGAUGCCGAAGGACAGAUUUCUCAGCUUUUGAACAGAGUGGAUUUGUCGAUCUCCGAGCAGAGCACCAAAUUGAAGAUGUCUCACAGAGACAGUAAUCACCAGCUUCAGCUUUUGGAUACUAAAUUUAAAGGUACAGUGGAAGAACUCAGUAACCAGAUUUUAUCUGCACGGAGUUGGUUGCAACAGGAGCAAGAACGGAUAGAAAAAGAACUUUUACAGAAAAUAGAUCAGCUUUCUUUGGUUAUAAAGGAAAACAGUGGAGCCAGUGAAAGGGACAUGGAGAGGAAGCUCAGCCAGAUGUCAGCCAGGCUUGACAAAAUCGAAGAGAGUCAAAAGAAGAAUAUGGAAGGACACAGGAGCAAGCAGGAGGAGGAGAAGGUGCAGGGGCGGAUCAGCAAGCUGGAGCUCCAGAUGAAUGAAGACAUAAAGGAAAUGAGGGCAGAAGUGAAUGCCGGGUUUACAGCCAUCUAUGAAAGCAUAGGAUCCCUCAGGCAAGUUCUCGAGGCCAGGAUGAAACUGGAUAGGGACCAGCUACAGAAGCAAAUUCAACAGAUGCAGAAGCCGGACGCGCCCAUGUGAACAAAGCGCAGCCAGGGACCGAAGAGAUGGUUUUGCUAGUGAGGCUUGGACCCUGAUCCCUUAGUAGCCAGGCCGCCUCUGCAUUCAGGACUGUCCCGUCCAUGGCGUGCAUGUGCCAAGAAAUACGUUUUCAUGGGUCUCGAUGUUUGAGUCUUGGAUACACCUCUUUUUUUCUGUAUAAAUAUAUGAUAUACAAUUUUUACUACUUGAUUUGACUUCUUUGAAUUCAGUGGAGUUCCUU